AUGUGUGUAAAAAUCAAGCAAAUACCUAUGUCAGCAUCAUCAGCAACAAAGAAAACAGAAAUAUUAACCGAUGACGUGCUAGCUCAGCUGGAUGAAGCGAUUCACAAGGCACCAUGCAUAGGCUUAGCUGUAGAUGAGUCCACUGAUGUGUCUGACAAUGCUCAGCUGUUAGUUUUUGUGAGGUUCUUCAACAAGGACAAGGAAGAGUUCUGUGAAGACCUGUUAGGUGUCACACCCCUUCAGACCAGUACGAGAGGAGAGGACAUCUACCUGCCCAUAAAGGAGAUGUUAAAGAAGAGGGCAAUAGAGCUGAAGCAAGUGGUUUCAAUAACCACAGAUGGAGCCCCUGCCAUGGUAGGGAGAGAAAGAGGAGCUGUGGCAAGAAUGAAAGAUGACAAUCCUCAACUCAUCUCUUACCAUUGCAUAAUUCACCAGUCAGUCCUGUGCUCCACCCUGUCAGACGAGUAUGCUGUGGUGAUGAACACAAUGAUGAGAAUGAUAAACUUUCUCAGAGCUUCCUCUUCCCAUCAGCAUCGCAUGCUCCGGGAAUUUCUCAGAGAAGUUGAUGCAAAUGCUGAUGACCUUCUGCUACACAACAAUGUAAGAUGGCUCAGCAAAGGUAGGGUGUUGGAGCGCUUUUGGUCCAUCCGAGGGGAAAUCGCAGCUUUCUUGGCACAGCUGAAGAACCAAAAGGCAACAACAUUUUCUCUCUUUUUGGAGGAUGACAAGAAGAUGGAUAUUGUGGCUUUUUUGAGGAAACUUGUGUUGUUUAAGGAAGACCUGAUGGCAGACUGUGCACACUUUCCAACUGUGAAGGAACAGGUUCAGUGUGAGAGAGAUGUGUCUUCUUUUGUUGACUUUCUUGACAAGCUGAUUGUAAACUUCAGCAUGCGUUUUGACAGCUUCAGCCUUGGACAGCAGCUCACCCUCUUCAUUCAGAACCCAUUCCUUAUCACAGAUGUCAGGGAGUUCUCAAAGGAAGUCACACUGCUCUUCAAGUGGGAAAAUGCUGGGCCUCUCCAGAUCCAACUGAUCGAUCUACAAGAUGGAAAAACUGAUCCUACCACUUUCUGGAUUCAAAUGGUCCCAGAGACCGCUUUCCCAGGUCUGAGGAAAUUAGCCUUGUACAUCUUAACCAUGUUUGGCUCCACAUACAACUGUGAGGCAGCUUUCUCCACAAUGAACAUUAUUAAAAGCAAAUAA
Molecule: messenger RNA, 1203 nt
Organism: Carassius auratus (goldfish)
Lineage: Eukaryota; Metazoa; Chordata; Actinopteri; Cypriniformes; Cyprinidae
Product: protein ZBED8-like
Exons: 2
Coding region: 1-1203 (400 amino acids)
Source: RefSeq, a predicted model, not a curated record